Molecule: messenger RNA, 2391 nt
Organism: Stereum hirsutum FP-91666 SS1
Lineage: Eukaryota; Fungi; Basidiomycota; Agaricomycetes; Russulales; Stereaceae
Product: NAD-P-binding protein
Exons: 8
Coding region: 1448-2350 (300 amino acids)
Cellular component (GO): cytosol
Molecular function (GO): oxidoreductase activity
Source: RefSeq, a predicted model, not a curated record
CGCUGACCGCUGAAUGCUUGACCAUCUAACAAUAUUUCUGAGCAUCAGGGUGUAGGCGUAGCAGCGUAUGGCCCCUGCAUACGACUGGCUGUGGCUCUCUAGUACUUCGACGACUGGAUGCCAGCUUUCGCGAUGGGACUGGAUUGCCAGGUCUACGGCAUGAUGAUGCAGGCGAAACAAUGCUCUCGUCCAUCAAUGCAUCAUGAAUUACCCACCCGGAAUAGUUCAUGGCGCUUCAAAUGUCGCUGCACACGUCACAAAACACUUCGAGAUUGUAAUUGGAUGCUCAUAGCGUUGCUCGUCUCGCCGACGCUCGAGUAAAUAUGUAGGAGUUCCGACAUACGCCAGCUCACACCGUCGAUCCUCCAUCGCCCACGAAUUCCUUCCAUUUUUAUCACUUGUGUCUCCAAAGGGUUAGGUCGUUGCGUACCUAGCCCUUUCAACCGCCAAAUAUGCGUCUUGAAGACCGCGAUUCGUUCCCGCUCCUCUCUAGACCAUCUUCAUGAAUUCUUCGACGACGCUUCGAAAGCAUGUGCCCCAGAUCACGAAUGUCCAAGUCGACGUGCUCGGCAAGAGCGUCGGAAAGGCUGCGCUGGAGGCAGAGAAGGCAUACGGAGAGGGAGGUCUAGAUAGAUAUUGACUGGUGGUAAGUAUACGGGGUGGGUGAAUGUCAAGGGGCUAUCCCUCGCCACCCACGCUUUUUGGCCGUUGAGGUGUGGAAGAAUAAAGAGAGGACGAUUGUCAGUAUGAGCUCGGUUGCGUCACAUCUCACAGGACCUGGCGUGAAUGAGUCUUUCCGCCAUUGUCUUUUCCCUUCCGACCGAAGCAACUGACAGUGUUGCAGCUGGCUGAUUCGAUGACGGGCGCCAGCAAUCAGUCCAGCAAGUUGACCGUUCUGCGUCCGACGGAAUUCAUGGACGCCACUUACGCGGCGCCAUGUUUUUUGGCAUACGCCAUGCACCCUGGAGCCAUUUAUCGGCAUGGGUCUACGCACGCCAAGUUUCCCAACGAGCGACCGAUAUCGGUGAUUGCAGGAGCCACGUCUCCCCCGUUCGUGAGAGCUGCGCGCCACUUGUCUCCCAUCGGCCGAUUUCGCACCAGGAAAUACUCUUCCUCGUUUGUUGCAAGACAUCUACUGCUUUGGUCUGUAUAAUCUCCUAUUGUAGUCUUGCUUUCUCAUCCCUUGAUAUUUUACGGCGAUGUAUCCUUGCAAGCGCUGAAUGACUGUUCGUCUUGGCGUCAUCUGGGGGUCUCUUUGCUAGGCCGUUAGGAAGGAAUGGCAGUCGGAAGAGCGGGUGGCUAAUCAAUGACGAUAUUUAUAUCCUAGGAUGAUUCACCAUCGCAUACGACCAAAUAUUGCUAAUCAUAUAAGUAGCUCUGGCCUGUAGGCAGUGAGUGCUUCCACGGUUCUACUCGUUGAUCUCAAGUAGUCCAUUGCCCAGUCAUCAUGCUAGAGCUCUCAGGUCUCCCAGCUCACGCAGGCUUUACCUUCACAAAGACCUCCCACAGAGAUACCUAUCCCUUCAUCGAUCCUCUCAAAUCCUCCGGCGCCCACAAAUCACACUCCGUCUUCAUCACCGGCGCCUCCAAAGGCAUCGGUCGGCGCACUGCGCUCGCGUUCGCGCGAUCCGGUGCUUCAAAAAUCGCGAUCGGCGCGCGCUCCUCCCUCGACUCCCUCGAGUCCGAGAUCCUCGACGCCGCUAUUAAGGCGGAUCACCCUGCACCACAAGUUCUGAAGAUCCAACUGGACGUUCUCGAUAAAGAGAGCGUGAAUCGCGCUGCGCAGGAGGUGCACACGGCUUUCGGGGAGGAAGGGUUGGAUAUACUGGUGAACAAUGCUGGUUGGCUGGAGACGUUCAAGCCGAUGGGGGAGAUAGACGUCGACGAUUGGUGGUACACUUGGGAGGUGAAUAUCAAGGGGUUGUUCCUCGUCACGCACGCGUUCUUGCCCUUGGUGUUAAGGAGUAAGGAGAAGACGAUCCUGAACUUGAGUUCGAUCGGGGCGCAUCUGCUGGCACCUGGUGCCUCGGCAUAUCAGUCGGGCAAGCUUGCUGUUCUGCGGCUGACAGAAUUCAUGAAUGUGGAUUAUGGGUCUCAAGGACUUCUCGCAUACGCCGUUCACCCCGGAGGAGUACCCACCGAAAUGGGUUUGCGCAUGCCGUCGGAGUCGCACUUUGUCCUGACUGACACGCCUGAGCUGUCCGGUGAUGCUAUUGCGUUCUUGACCCGCGAGAGGAGAGAAUGGCUAGCUGGCCGUUAUAUUAGCUGUACUUGGGACAUGGAAGAGUUGCUUUCAAAGAAGGACGAGAUUAUUAGUGGGGAUAAGCUGAAGGUUCGGAUGGUUGUGUAAUGUAUAACAUCUUUCUCGAGAGGCUGUGUAUGUACGUGUGC